Molecule: messenger RNA, 954 nt
Organism: Adineta steineri
Lineage: Eukaryota; Metazoa; Rotifera; Eurotatoria; Adinetida; Adinetidae
Source: the annotation of a GenBank genome assembly
AUGAAAGAAAAUCAAUUAAAAACUGCAUCUGAAUUAAAUCAAAUAAUUGACGAACAAAAAUUCUUUAGUGGACCUGAAUAUCAUCAAAUGCUAUUUUCUUUAAUAAAAUUUUUAUUAAAUGAUCAAAUAUAUUAUGAAUGGUUAAAUAAUGGAGUUUUACCAUCAGAAAUGGAAAAUCAUACAAUUAUUAUUAAAUCAAUUGAAUAUACUCUACUUCUUAUUGAUCCAUUUGGACAAUAUGAUCAAAGAAUGGAAAAAUAUUAUAAUCUUCAAAAAAUUCAUUUUGAUGAUCAAUCAAAACAUGAUGUUGUAAUGUCAAUUGAACAAUCAUUUUUGUUUGGUUCAAAGAUUUAUAUAAAAAAUUGUAAUAAAUUAAAUAGUCUUCUUUAUCCGUUAGCACAAUGGAAAGCAACAUCACACGAAUCAAAUUCUAUUGAUGAUACAAAUUUAAUACUUUAUUGUGGUCAUCAUUUAUAUUGUAAUUCAUUACUUCAUUUUUAUUUUCAUACAACGUGUGAUUCACUUGAUAAAAUUUCAUCAUCAUUAGCAUUAUUAACAACAUCUAUUAAUUGUCAAUAUAGUGUUGAAACAUUAUUGAAUCAAUUACGACAACAAAUUUUUCAACGUAUUCAACCAAAUUUAUACUACAAAAAAGUAUCAAUUUUUCGUUUAAUACUUUUAUGUCAACUAAGAAUUGAAGCAAUUGAUUCAUUUCUUAAAUCAAAUGCAGUCAGUGAUGAAUUUGACGGUGAUCGAGUGAUUUUAACAUCUGUUGCAUUGGAAAGAAAAUAUUUAUUAGGUGGAAUAGUUGAUCAAGCGAAUGCAAUCUUCGAUACAAUUGAAUCUUAUCAUGAUUAUUAUUUUCCUUAUGCACAACAUGAUACUUUACUUUAUUCAGUUCUUCAACCAAUAAAUUUUGUUUCUCCUAAAGAAGAUUUAUUAUUUUUCUAUUGA